GCGCUGCACGCCGGGACGGGCGGGGCUGGGAGGGGCGGCGGGCGGCGCGCGCUUCCCGCCGUGCCCCGGGCGCCAUGGCGGCGUCGCGGCGUGCCGCGCUCUGCCUCUUCGACGUGGACGGCACCCUCACGGCGCCGCGGCAGAGAAUCUCGGCCGACAUGGCGGCGUUCCUGCAGCAGCUGCGCCGGAAGGUGACCGUGGGCGUCGUGGGCGGCUCCGAUUUCGGGAAGAUCAAGGAGCAGCUCGGUGACGACGUGGUUGAAAAAUUUGACUACGUUUUCCCAGAAAAUGGUCUCGUAGCAUACAAAGAUGGGAAAUUCUUGAGCAAGCAGAACAUUCAGGGUCACUUGGGUGAGGACAUACUUCAGGAUGUGAUCAACUACUGCCUGAGUUACAUUGCAAAGAUCAAACUGCCAAAGAAAAGGGGUACUUUUAUUGAGUUCCGAAAUGGGAUGCUAAAUGUGUCCCCCAUUGGAAGAAGCUGCAGCCAGGAAGAACGCAUUGAGUUCUAUGAACUUGAUAAGAAGGAACAUAUAAGAGAGAAAUUUGUAGCUGAUUUACAAAGAGAAUUUGCAGGAAAAGGCCUCACGUUUUCUAUAGGAGGCCAGAUAAGCAUUGAUGUGUUUCCAGAUGGCUGGGAUAAGAGGUACUGCUUAGGAAUUGUUACCAAAGAUGACUACAAGACUAUUUAUUUCUUUGGAGAUAAGACUAUGCCAGGAGGGAAUGACUAUGAAAUUUUCACAGACUCCAGAACAGAAGGCCACAGUGUCACAUCACCAGAAGAUACAAGAAGAAUCUGUGAAGAGCUGUUUUUUAAAUGAAAGACUUUUUUCUUUUAGAUGUUACACUUACUUACAAAACAGUCAAGGCAGCCUAGUAACUCAGAACAUCUCGCUUCAUUCUGUAUUAGCUUUCAUAAUUGGUCAUAAAUAGCAAGUACUUUGUGGAUCAGUCAUUACUAAAGGGAAGUGUUUUCAGUGAGUAGAACCUUCCUGACCAGUAGAGUAUGGCAGAGCUUGUUUGGGACCAUCCUUUCACAGUUUUCAUUGGCACAAGUACUUUGUUUUCUUCUGGGCAGGUUCUUUUCUGAGUCACCAGUCCAAAAGACUUUAUUGUGUCUCAUCUGUUUUCCUGUGAAGUGUUACUUUGGGAACAGUAAUCCACAUUUCUGAGAAAACUAGAUGCUUCUGCUUAGAUUAACCCCCUCCUCCUCUACCAUCAGCACAAGCUCCUUGAGUGUAGACUAACUACGAGCUUGGGCUAAAACAGAGGAUAUAUUGUGCUCAAGAGUAACACAGUUUGACUGCUUGCUUUUGUGUUUAAGAUCUACAGAAGCUCAGGAAAUGAAAAAGUGGUACCUUUAUUAAUGCAUAGUCUAAGAUAUACUUGACAGUAUAAAAUGUUUUACAAAUCUGUGUAUGAAAAGAUGGAGAACUGUGGCUUUCAAUUCUGAUGUCCUUGCUUUUUUUUUUUUUUUUUUUUUGAAAAGUAAACUUCCUUAGCUAACUAACUACUCUUUUGGGGGGGAGGGGGAAUCUGUCUAUAUGUGAUUUAUGGCUGCCUUACAAUUGGCCUACAAAGUUUUAUGCCUAGUUUUGAUUUUGAAGCUGCUAUUUAAAGAUUAUGAAAAUUUUA
Messenger RNA from Dromaius novaehollandiae (emu), 1635 nucleotides. It is a transcript of the gene PMM2, whose product is annotated as phosphomannomutase 2. Gene Ontology annotation, biological process: GDP-mannose biosynthetic process; mannose metabolic process; protein N-linked glycosylation. The record is from RefSeq and is a predicted model, not a curated record. Gene Ontology annotation, molecular function: phosphomannomutase activity. The transcript has 8 exons. Gene Ontology annotation, cellular component: cytosol. Bases 75 to 821 code for a protein of 248 amino acids. Lineage: Eukaryota; Metazoa; Chordata; Aves; Casuariiformes; Dromaiidae.